Oryza brachyantha (malo sina) is the source of this 1922-nucleotide messenger RNA. Its product is annotated as protein TPX2-like. Gene Ontology annotation, biological process: regulation of mitotic spindle organization; mitotic spindle assembly; activation of protein kinase activity. NCBI's taxonomy places the organism in Eukaryota, Viridiplantae, Streptophyta, Magnoliopsida, Poales, Poaceae. Bases 99 to 1475 code for a protein of 458 amino acids. Gene Ontology annotation, cellular component: nuclear microtubule; mitotic spindle. The transcript is spliced from 15 exons. The record is from RefSeq and is a predicted model, not a curated record. Gene Ontology annotation, molecular function: microtubule binding; protein kinase activator activity.
UCCUCCUCUCUCUCCUCUUCUCCGGCCACCGUUAAAUACCUCGCCGCCGACCACCACCGCCUCCACCUCCGCGGCGGUCCUGACCCCACCGCGGCGGCAUGGACAGCGACGACGAGGAUAUGCGCGACGUCUCCUCGACCUCCUCCUCCUCCUGCGGCGGCGGAGGAGGAGGGGAUGACGGGGGGUUCGCGGAGGAGCCGGGGGAUGAGGGGGUCAUGGUGAUGGAGGUCAGGUGGUUCGAGGUUGACCUGGAGUACGAGUUCGACGCGCCCAGGUGGUUCGACCUCGCCCAGGAGGAGUCGCCGGUGGAGGCGGCGGCGGCGCAGCUGUGGUUCGCUUCCGCGCCCAGCUACCCGCCCUCUCCCUUAAUUGCUAAGAUGUUGCCUGAAGAUCUUGGGUUGCAAAGUUUAAGAAGCGCUGUGGAUAUAAAUACGGUCCAUUGCUCUAAAUCCUCUCAUGAAUGUUCCAGUGGCUCUGAACAGGCAAUGCAUCAGCCAAAUGUACCAAAUGGAGGUCCCUACAAGCCCAAUGGAAGGACACCCUGCUAUCAAUUUUCAGCGGACAAGAGGAAACCUGCCUUUCGAACUAUUGGGAAAGGAACUAUCUCAAAGGGGUCUACACUAAUGAAGCCUACAGCUAGUCAAUUAGCGAGGCAAAACAGACAACUUGAAGUGAAGAAUUCCACACAAAGUAAAAAGUUGGUUGGCGUGAGAAGUGAUAGAAGUACCAUGAGCUCAAACGACUGCACCUACCAAGCUUCUAAAAGACAGAGACUAGAAAGAGGACAUCUCAACAAGAUUGUUGCAACAAACCAACCCGAGUUGAUCCAUAAGAAUCAUGAAAAGAAUAUUAUGAAUAGUAACUCUGAUCAUGCGACCGUUAUACCAAAAUUGAAGAUUACAAUUCCUAGAGAACCUGAAUUGGCAACAAAGCUAAGAGCAGAGAGGUCAAGGAUUCUCAGAGCAGUGCCAACUAACUCAAAGCAGCUAAAUACACAGCGUGGACAAUCCACUUCUAUGACGCAAGCGGCAUCAAUUAGAAAGGUUGUGCAACCUUCUGGCCGCAAAGAUCAUCAACAUGCAAGUGUGCCACAUGGGGGUAUUAGGUCAAAUCUACCAGUGUGUACUUCUAACCGUCCAAGGCAGCUUGACAAUGUAUCUAAAAAGCCGGAUGAGUGCCGAGAUGACUUGUUUAAAUUUAGAGCUCGCCCAUUGGAUAAAAAGAUAUUAGGAAGCAAAGGAGAUAUUGGUGUAUUUCAAAGUUCUAAAAGGAAUACAACAGUUCCUAAGGAAUUUAAGUUGUCAACAAGUAAUAAGGGCAAGCAGGCUCCAUUAUCUGAACUCUUUAAUAAGUUUUUGCAGCUCACUUUAACUGCUGAAGCACACCGUCGUUUAGAUCGACAGGCCGCUGAUCUUCCAAAUUAUAUUACCACCAAGGAUUGCAAAGAGAACAUGAUCGGUAACAUGCAUUGCUAGCUAUGGUAGAUCCAAUCAGUCAAGACAUACAAUACAUAGGAAUUAUUCUCUUUGACAAUUCCUGGCUCAGGUUCCAUUUCUCCACCUGAACAAAGGCUAAGAGUCUGUUUCGGACAGUAGGACCUCGACUUCAUUUGAGUUUUCACAAAGAUGGAGCGAUACAUUAUUUUGACUUGAAGGCACCGACCAUUGUCCGGCGACCUCCGACAAUCUCCCGUCUCGGCACAGCCACCGUCGCCGUGCAGCUGAGCAUAAUUCCGUGCUUUGCUCGUGGCCAUGGCGGAGACCCAUCUGUACAGCUCAGCUAGAGAAACUAACCUAGGUGCCGGUGUGUACUCCAGAUCUGCUGUAACUUGUUGCUGUCAAUCAUCAUUUAGCAAAGUUGCUUGCUUGCUCUCUUCUUCAUACUGCCUUGCAUUGCAUGGCUCUUUUCUCCAUCGAUCAAAU